Molecule: messenger RNA, 306 nt
Organism: Orbilia oligospora ATCC 24927
Lineage: Eukaryota; Fungi; Ascomycota; Orbiliomycetes; Orbiliales; Orbiliaceae
Exons: 1
Coding region: 1-306 (101 amino acids)
Source: RefSeq, a predicted model, not a curated record
AUGAAUAAGAUAAUUUCGGUUUUCCUAGUCGAUCUUUAUCCAACUGCGCCUGCUACGGCUACGGCUUCCGGAAACCUCUGCCGCUGCAUGUUUGGUGCCAUUUCAACUAGUUUUAUUGAGAUAAUGAUAACUAAAUUAGGAGUGGGCUGGACGUUCACUAUCUGGGGCACGGCAUGUUGUAUUUGUUUCCCCUUGCUGAUGAUAGAAAGACGAUGGGGGUAUAAGUGGAGGUUAGCAAGAUUCGAGGACUUGGUGAAAAAGAAAGAACAGGAACGCCCCCAAAACGAGGCAAGCACCACGGCCUGA